UUUUGGAGGAAUGCGCUGCACUCAGUUCAAAUCCGGCACCCACCAAAGCCAUUUACCACUGACCCAGGAGGCAUGAAACGCCAAGGGAUUUGGCCGCCUGUCAUUGCUACAUCAAUGGUUGCACCAUUCUCAACUAACAAUUGAACCAUUUCCAGGCCACCAGUCCCACCUGCCACAUGCAAAGCAGUCAUGCCGCUGUCCAAUGUGUGAAGCCCCUGGUCCUGUUCUGCUCCGGCAUCAAGCAGCGAUGCGUAGUGAGUGGCAUAAAUCAGCUCCACUUUAGACCAAGCAUCGUACCACCUCCAAAAAUCCAUGUUGGACUGCCAUGUUUAAAGCUGUCAUCCCACCUGCUGCAACAUUCAUACCAGCUCUGGCUUCAAGCAGCAAUUGCACCACUUCCAAGUGACCUGCCCCGGCUGCGAUUUGAAUGGGUGCUUUGCAGCCCCUUGGACCUCUGCCAUUGGGAUCUUGCGGUUUCUGAAGGUCUCAUCAGGAUCUGCAAAGUUCCAAAUCACCAAUUGCACGUUUGCCAACGCUGGCAAGGCCAUGUCAUCCCGCAAAGGGCCACCAUCCCUCAGGAGUCUUUGCUUAAACCUGGGGCGUCCAGUCUCAACUGCCAGGAGUUCUUACCAUCUUCCACCAUGCGAAGGUAGACAUCCUCCAGCUCCAGGACAAGUUCGCCAGAGAGCGCAGUGAUCCGCACCAUUCGGCCGUGAGA
Molecule: messenger RNA, 718 nt
Organism: Cladocopium goreaui
Lineage: Eukaryota; Dinophyceae; Suessiales; Symbiodiniaceae
Source: the annotation of a GenBank genome assembly